AUGGCCAUGGCUGAGCGGCCGCGGCCUGGGUGGGCCUCAUAUCCCAGCUCCAGCACCAACAGCUGUCAGGACCUGGGCAACUCCAUCCUGUUGCUAUUGGGUCUCAUCAUCUGCAUUAACAUUGGCAUCAAUAUGGUGACGCUGCUCUGGCGCAGACUCCGCGCCUUCUUACAUCGGGUGUUCCACGUCGUUUAUGAGAAAGAAGCUUCUAAGCCAGCCUCACCUGAGAAGCAGACCCAGCCUCCGAAAGAGAGCGCCCCUGCGGUCCACCUUCGAUGCACCAUGGACCCCGUGAAAAUGACCGUGACCCCCCCACCCACUCGCCGCCAUCGCCACAGGGGCUCCUCGAGGCGCCGGGCGCACCGCCCGGUCGCCUGGGCCCCCGACACCGACGACGACGAGAAGCCCCCACAUCGGCACCCAGCAGUCUGCUCCCACAACUGGGAUCACUGCGCAGACUGGGAAAGCUUCCGAUCCACCCAGGGGCUCUGGGCUCCCCACACCAUUCGCUUCCAGCAGACCGUAGAAGGAAAGCCCCUCAAAGGAGGGAUGCAGUCGGAGCUGGGCCUGGAGGCCUACGUGUACCCGGUGAACCCCCCACCCCCGAGCCCAAAGGGCCUGAGCCACGACAACUCCGGGGCGGGCGCGGGCGCGGGGGUGGGGGCCCAGGCCGAGCAGGAGCAGGGCACCCCUGCCCCUCCGGCCCCGCCCCCUGCCCAGGGCCCCGCAAUCGUCCCCGACCUCCCCGGGCGCCCCUCCUCGCGCCGCGUAUUGUAUGACGCCCGAGAAGUGAGGCGGCGCCUCCGGGAGCUGACCCGCGAGGUAGGGGCCCUGUCCCACUGCUACCCGCUGAUCUCCAAGUCCAGCAAUGCCGAGGGGACGGGCAAGGACUGGGUAUACCGUUCCCUGGCAGAGAGGUGACCGGGAGACAAAUAAAAGGAAGAGAGGA
Panthera uncia (snow leopard) is the source of this 949-nucleotide messenger RNA. RefSeq names its product spermatid maturation 1 (gene SPEM1). Lineage: Eukaryota; Metazoa; Chordata; Mammalia; Carnivora; Felidae. Gene Ontology annotation, cellular component: cytoplasm. The record is from RefSeq and is a predicted model, not a curated record. Gene Ontology annotation, biological process: flagellated sperm motility; sperm individualization.